Molecule: messenger RNA, 2358 nt
Organism: Odobenus rosmarus divergens (Pacific walrus)
Lineage: Eukaryota; Metazoa; Chordata; Mammalia; Carnivora; Odobenidae
Gene: IMPG1
Product: interphotoreceptor matrix proteoglycan 1
Exons: 17
Coding region: 1-2358 (785 amino acids)
Biological process (GO): visual perception
Source: RefSeq, a predicted model, not a curated record
AUGUAUUUGGAAACUAGAAGGGCUAUUUUUGUUUUUUGGAUUUUUCUCCAAGUUCAAGGAAUCAAAGAUCUCUCCAUUAAAAUACACCAUUCUGAAUCUAAAGACAUAGACAAUGCCCCAAGAAUCGAAACAUCUGAAAGCACUGCAAAAAUGUACAAAGUGUCAACCAUGAAACGAAUAUUCGAUUUGGCCAAGCGUCGAACAAAAAGGUCAACAUUUUUCCCAACUGGGGUUAAAGUCUGUCCACAGGUAUCCAUGAAACAGGUUUUAGCCAGUCUUCAAGCUUAUUAUAGAUUGACAGUGUGUCAGGAAGCAGUGUGGGAAGCAUAUCGGAUCUUUCUGGAUCGCAUCCCUGACCCGAGGGAAUACCAGGACUGGGUCAGCCUCUGCCAGCAGGAGACUUUCUGCCUCUUCGACAUUGGAAGAAAAUUCAGCAAUUCCCAGGAGCACCUGGAUCUUCUUCAGCAGAGAAUAAAACUGAGACACUUCCCUGAGAGAAAAGAUGAAAUAUCUACAGCGGAGACAUUCGGAGAGCCUGGUGAGACCCCUGUGUUUUCUACAGAUGUUGCCAAUGUCUCCCUUGGACCCUUCCCUCUCACUCUGGAUGUCACACUCUCCAAUGACACCAAGAAGCCUACAAUAGAAAGAAAAGUUGAAUCCACUAAGGUAUCCAAGGGCCCACUGGAGCAGAAGGUGGAGCUGAGCAUCACUCUGGCAAAUCAGAGGUUCAAGGCAGAACUCGCUGACUCCCAGUCCUCAUAUUAUCAGGAGCUGGCAGCGAAGUCUCAACUCCAGAUGGAAAAGGUAUUUAAGAAACUCCCAGGAUUCAAAGAAAUCCAUGUGCUAGGAUUUAGACCAAAGAAAGGAAGAGAUGGUUCAAGCUCCAUAGAGACACGACUUAUGGCCAUCUUUAAGAGAGACAGUGCAGAAGUAAAAAGCCCUGCAAGUGACCUCCUGUCUUUUGAUUCCAACAAAAUUGAGAGUGAAGGAGUCCCUCGUGGAAUGAUGGAGGAGGACAAGCAACCAGAAAUCUAUCUCACAGCUUUAGACCUCAAAAAACUGAUCAGCAGAGCACUGGAGGAAGACAAAUCCUUGGAUCUGGAAACAGUUCAGUUCGCUGAUGAAUUUUUUGGGUCAGUGCCAGGCUCCGAUCCUGACUUCCAUUCAGUGCUGCCUACACUCCUUGCUGAUAUCACAAAGGAUGCUACUUUGAGUCCAGAACUUCCUCUUGGUCAAUCCAGGCUUGAGACAGUGGGCAGAACAGGACACAGUAUACCUGACAGUUCUUGGUCUUCACCUGCUAAGGCCUCUGCUUCACUAUCAGACACUCUACCUUUCUUUACUGCAUCCAGCAUCUUCUCUCUGACUGAUCAAAGUGCCACAGACAUAAUGCCCAUUGACCAGACAGUACUAAUCCCAGAACUAACCAUCCCCAUGGAUGGCUAUUCUGCCAUCAGCCAAUCAGCUCUGGAAAUUUCACAUUCAACUGCAUAUUCAGGCAGCCAAGAUAUUGUGAGAGACUUAGACAUAAUGGAUCUAACUAACACUCCUGCUUCCUCUGAGGUACCAAGACUCAGUGCAGAUGUUUCCACCCCAGGUCAUUUCUUGGAGACUGCCACUCCAAACCCAGCUUUACAGUACAUCACCACUAACUCUAUGACCGUUGCCACCAAGGGCCAAGAACUGGUAGUCUUCUUCAGUCUGCGAGUCGCUAACAUGCCCUUCUCCAACAACCUGUUCAACAAGAGCUCUCUGGAGUACCAAGCUCUGGAGCAACAAUUCAUACAGCUGCUGGUUCCCUAUCUACGCUCCAAUCUUACGGGUUUUAAGCAACUUGAAAUACUUAACUUCAGAAAUGGGAGUGUGAUCGUGAAUAGCAAAAUGAGGUUUGCUAAGUCGGUGCCCUAUAACCUCACCAAGGCUGUGCAGGGGUUCUUGGAGGAUUUUCGUUCUGCUGCAGCCCAACAACUUGACCUGGAGAUAGACAGCUACUCUCUCGACAUUGAACCAGCGGAUCAAGCAGAUCCCUGCAAAUUCCUGGACUGUGGCGAAUUUGCCGAAUGUGUGAAAAAUGAGCGGACCAAGGAAGCAGAGUGUCGCUGCCGACCAGGGCGCGUGAGCCGGGGGCGUGGGCACCACCGGGACCCGGGCCUCUGUGCCCCCGCAGAGGAAUGUGAGGUCAUCCAGGGAAAGGGAGCUCCGUGCAGAUCGCUGGGUCACUCUAAAAAUCAAGCAUUCAAAACCAGUGUUAAGAAGCUGCAACAUCAGCAAAAUAACAAGAUAAUCAGGAAAAGAGAUUCUGAAUUACUGACUGGAGGAUAUGAAGAAUUUAAUUAUCAAGAUUGGGAAGGAAAUUAA